AUGAUUCGUUCAGAUUUUAUUAAAAUAACUAAUAAUAAAGAAAUUCAUCUUAUUAUUGAUUCAGAAAUUAAAGAUAAUUAUAAUGAAAUUUCUAUUAUUAAUGGUAUUAUUUAUAUUAAAAUUCAACCUAAUUAUUUUGGUACAAAUACUGGUGGAGUUGGAUAUAAUAUUUUGGAUUUAUUAAAAUCUUCUGAUGAAGUAUUACCUUUAAUUACAAAAAAGAAUAUUAGAGAUAAUUGGGAACAACAAAUUCCUUCACUUAAAAAAUCACUUAAACAAAUCUUGAAUGAAGAUUAUGAAUUUAUUAUUGAUUGGGAAGAUAUUUAUUUAAAAGUUAUUUCAGUAAAUGAAGUUAAUGCUAAUUGGUUGAAAACUAAAUUAGGUGAAAUAGUUUUUGGAUAUUUUGAAUCAUUGACAAGAUAUAUUAUUGAUUAUGCUAAAAAUGAUGAUUUGAUUAGAUCAGAAUUUGUUAAUGUUAUUUCUACGAAAAAAUUUUAUUUCAUUUAUGAUGAGGAUUUAAAUGAUUAUAAUUCAAUUGAAAUUAAAGAUGGAGCAAUUUAUAUUAAAGUUAAACCUACUUCUUUCGGAACAAAUUCUUCCAUUGGUUAUAAUAUUAUCGAUUUAAUUAAGGAUCCUAAUGAAGUUCUUCCGUUAAAAACAAAAAAAAAUAUUCGAGAUGAGUGGGAAAAGGAAAUUCCUCGUCUCAAGAAACAACUCAAUAAAU
This is a messenger RNA of Scutellospora calospora, 724 nucleotides long. NCBI's taxonomy places the organism in Eukaryota, Fungi, Glomeromycota, Glomeromycetes, Diversisporales, Gigasporaceae. The record is from the annotation of a GenBank genome assembly.